Messenger RNA from Lampris incognitus (smalleye Pacific opah), 5677 nucleotides. Its product is annotated as serine/threonine-protein kinase 4-like. Lineage: Eukaryota; Metazoa; Chordata; Actinopteri; Lampriformes; Lampridae. Gene Ontology annotation, molecular function: ATP binding; protein serine/threonine kinase activity. The record is from RefSeq and is a predicted model, not a curated record. The transcript is spliced from 11 exons. Gene Ontology annotation, biological process: intracellular signal transduction; protein phosphorylation; regulation of MAPK cascade. The coding region runs from base 341 to 1831 and encodes 496 amino acids. Gene Ontology annotation, cellular component: cytoplasm.
GACGAGCCAACGAGCAAAUUGUCAAACAAGUCCGAAAUUGUACCAACACGGCGGAAUGAAGCCAUGAGCUAAAAUAUAGUCUCUACGGGAAAAAGUUGGGAGUUUAUGUUUGCGGGGUUUUUACAAAAUGACGAACGAUAAGUUUGGCGACACCCUCGGAGGCAGCACACUCAGUAAAGCGAAACGGGCUAGCGGACUAGCUAGCUAACUGCUAACUUCAUGCCGUCUGUGUAGCAUUGGGUACGACAGCCUGGUUUUAUUGUCAAACAUCGGACAUCUGUGUUUAACAAGCUUGCCCAUAUUCGCCUGGAGGGAGUCCGGCUGCUUAAAAAGGGACACCAUGGAACACAAGGACAAAGUGCAGAUGAGGAGUCACCCACGAAGACAAUUGAAAAAAUUAAGUGAAGACAGUUUGACUAAGCAGCCUGAGGAAGUCUUUGAUGUCUUGGAGAAGCUUGGUGAAGGGUCAUAUGGCAGUGUUUUUAAGGCGCAUUAUAAGGAGACCGGGGAGAUUGUGGCUAUCAAACAGGUCCCUGUAGAAUCUGACCUUCAGGAAAUCAUCAAAGAGAUUUCCAUCAUGCAGCAGUGCAACAGUCCCCAUGUAGUACGAUACUAUGGCAGCUACUUCAAGAACAGUGACCUUUGGAUUGUUAUGGAGUAUUGUGGAGCAGGAUCGGUGUCUGACAUUUUACGACUACGCAACAAAACGCUAACAGAAGAGGAGAUUGCUGCCAUUCUACAAUUUACUCUAAAAGGCUUGGAGUACCUCCACUUUAUGAGAAAGAUCCACAGAGACAUCAAGGCAGGCAACAUCUUGCUGAACACUGAGGGCCAGGCCAAACUGGCUGACUUUGGAGUUGCAGGACAACUCACAGACACCAUGGCGAAGCGUAACACCGUGAUCGGCACACCAUUCUGGAUGGCCCCAGAGGUCAUACAAGAGAUUGGCUACAACUGUGUUGCUGACAUAUGGUCUCUGGGAAUAACGGCAAUAGAGAUGGCUGAGGGGAAACCACCCUAUGCAGACAUACACCCGAUGAGGGCCAUUUUCAUGAUCCCCACCAACCCUCCCCCAACAUUCCGGACCCCAAAGCUGUGGUCCUCAUCAUUCCAAGAAUUUGUGAGUCAGUGUUUGGUCAAGAACCCUGAAAACAGAGCCACAGCGACACAGUUACUGCAGCACCCAUUUAUCAGGUCAGCCAAGCCCAGCUCCAUCAAAGUCUUGGUCACAGAUGCCAUGGAGAUCAAACUGAAGAGACAGGAAGAGGCAGAGCAAAGGGAACAAGAUGCAGAGGAUGAUGACAAUUCGGAUGAGGAUGAGGUCGAUCAGAGCACCAUGGUUCGCUCAGCGACUGGUGACUCUGGGACCAUCCGGGCCGUGGGUUCUCCCGCAGGGUCAUUAAGUAGCACAGCACACACCAUGAUUGAACACGAAGACACUGGAACCAUGGUGUCGCAGCUUGGCACCAUGGUCAUCAACUCUGAUGAAGAGGAUGAGGAAGAGGCUGGCACAAUGAAAAGGAGAGAUGAGACGAUGCAGCCAGCCAAGCCCUCUUUCCUCGAGUACUUUGAGCAAAAGGAGAAGGAGGCCAACAAUCGGAACGAUGGCAUUAGCGGGGGAGAGAACAAGGCAGAUAACCGCAAACACCCUGCUGAAGGAGACCUGGAAGUGAUGCGAACAUGGACGGUGGAGGAGUUGCGUUUGCGCCUGGCCUCCCUGGACCCUCAGAUGGAGCAGGAGAUUGAGGAAAUCCGGCAGCGCUACCAAUCCAAGAGACAGCCCAUCCUGGAUGCCAUUGAGGCCAAGAAACGAAGGCAACAGAACUUCUGAGAUGGCCUGUCUAAGACAACUAACAUCAUGUUAAACUUCUGAGCUUUUUAUGUUCUUCUAAGGAAUUCUUUAAAUAUCCCUAAGACAGGUGAGGUGUUGAAAAAUUGUGGAUCAAAGGUUCUCCUGGAAUGUCUUACAAAAUGUCAACAAGACUGUUUUUGACAUUUCUCCAUAACCACUUCUCAUAAGGUGACAGAUGUGGAUUUUUUGUGUGCCCUGUAACAGUUUGCAAAAUGUCAGUUAAGCUUCUCUGUGUUGACAAUGACAGCUUGCCUGGUGUAAGUACAACAGCCUGUCUUCUUGGUUGCAACUCGGAAAACUGCACCAGGCUGUUUUUCACUUGGUGUGAAGCCACUGAAAUCUUUAAACUUGGAGAAGUACAAUAUGUUCAAAGAACUUGCAAAGAUCUUUGUUCUAGAAAUUCCUGGUGGAAUCUGGUGCCUCCACUACACCUCAAGAUACUUAUUUCAUCUGUUGUGCCGCAUGGAAAAUGUCUGGGGACUUUUUUAAUGACCAGGUAUGAAAGGACAAAUGAGAAAGUGCUUUCCAAAACCCCCAAAAGUUCUCUGGAAUUUGCUGUCUGCCAGUUAGCUUUGUCUGUAUCUAUGGUCAGUGAUUAUGGAAGGGCACUUCCAUAGUAUUUUUUUUUAAUCAACACAUUUGUAUGGUACAAUGUUAUUUACUUCUUUUGUUCACAUUUGGUACUGCUGAAUCAAUCUACUGUCUAUUAACUUACUGGUGGUAAACAUUGCUGAUUUACUUUUUAUUUAGUUUCUCCUAAGGUCUUGAAAGACAUGGAAAAUUCAUCUAAUUCUCUUCAGAUCUCCAAAAGUUUAGGAACUACUCAAAAAAAGUUUGUAAAAAUACUGUUAUCUCCUACCAACAACUAUAUAUGGUUUUGUUGUGGGUCUGAUGUCAUUUAAUAUGUUUGCUGUAUGGAUCAGGUUUUAUUAACUCGAUUUGUAGUAAUAUACACCAUUGACUGCUAAUCAAACCGUUCAAAUGUGAUCCAAGAAAUUAAGGCCUGGGAAAACUGAGGAUUGAAAUACGCGUUUGAAUCCAGCUUAAAGUGUCAGCUGUUGCGGAAUUCGCUAACCAGACAAAAGAUGAGGUUAUAUUUGUUGAUCCAUUAUAGGAAACAGGAUGCCCAUUUCUGUUUAGGUUGUCACUUAAGGAUGACAGCUCUAUUUGUGAUAUCAGGUACCUGUUCCUUUCUUUUCUAGUUCCACAUUCAACAGUAGCCAUUGUAGAUGUCCCUGAUAGUGUAUCUGUGCAUAUAAAUGAUAGCACACAAAAAACAACAACAACAAAUGUCUCAACCAUUUAGAAACUAGAAAUUUGGUUGCAUUAGGUAAAAAGACAGCCAAGCAUCCUCAUGUAAGUUUGCCAUCGAGCCCUAAAGCAAGUAGUAGGUCAAAGGGUAGGGAUUUCUACAAUGUCUACCUCUGUACAAACAAUAAGGUUGAAUUACAAAAACAAAGGCAAUGCUAACUUUGCCUUUGCCAGCAGUUUUAAGAUAUGGUGUGCGUGCAUGUGUUUGUUUCUCAAGAAAUGAAAUCUCAACUCUUAAUUUUUCCAAGUUUAAGUCAUUGGCAGUAUAUCCAAAUUAUAUAUAAAAAAAGGAUUUGUUUCGCUAAAAUGUUUGCUUAUGCUCUCAAGGGCAUGCCAUUCCCAUCGUCCACCUCAAAUCUCUCACCAGGGAGGUUCCAGAUGAAUGUCCAAUACAUGAAAUUAAUUCAGCUUAGCUGGAGUUCAUGUUUUUGAAUGUGCUGAUUUUUGAAACUUGAAAAAGGUCAUUAAGGGAAUGGGACCACAUUCUUUUUAGAGUCGACUUCAUUGCACUUGAGAUUUUGCUUUGUGUUUUACCUCGGUGCACUUAUCAGUAUUUCACCUGUCAAUAUUGUUCUGUUCUUGUUUUUCUUUAUUGUCCCCAUGUUAAACAUUGACCUGGGUUGUAGAAUUCCUAGAAUGAGCCUAACCAAGCCCACAUGUCACAGAUUUGGUGUGGUUCUGGCAGGAGGUGACCAACUGGGUUGUUAAAUUUUACAAAUAACAUUCGCUCAUGUCUGGUGUACAUUUGUUCAGUCCAUUUCAAAGAGCAGCUGGACCACUUUUUUUUUUCCUUCAGUAUAUGUUCAGCACAAUGCCUAAGGGACAAUUUUUAUAGCUACAUUCAAUUGUUACAGUCAGUUGGGGGGCUGGCAUCAACAUUUUGUGUUGGUCAUAGGAAUGUGCAGCAUCAUGCAAACAACUUCUCAGGUCAUGAAACUCCUCAGGUGUGUAAUAUUAACGACAUUUGUCAUGAGAAAUUCACUGUAGAUAGUUGAGGAGUCCCUCACACACAGGGCCAUGUGUGUAUGUUAGGACCGUAGGGUUGCUGUUUGUAGAUUGUGUUAAUAUGCAGAGAUGAAUUCCAGAGUUUCAUUGCAAAGUGUUAACUAUUUUCACAAGAGGUUAACUGUGACAACCAACUGCCAAAAACAAGAGAGCACAAAAACUCACAUGGCUCAAAUUUAUGGUAAAAAUCAACAUUAGAUAUUGUUGACAUUUUUUGUUAUUUGACUUGGAUAAUGCUGUCUUGUGAUGAAUACAUCAGAUGUGCUCUUUUCCAAGUUGAGCAAUACAUUUCAGUCUGAAGUCCUUUGUCAAAAUCGAUAUAUGGCAUUUUAGAGUAAAGUCCUUCAGUCGAAACAUAUUUUAAUGUUGAGAAGUCUGGGCUAUGAAUCAUGCAGUGAAUUAUUUUGGUGUCCCGGUGUGCUGGACUGCCUGUCGUUUUCUGCAGAGUAAUGAUUUAUAAUGAGCACAAAUUAGUUUAUUUCUCUUAAAAGGUAACUCAUUACAAGGGGAAGCAGAGGGAAUUGACCUUCCCUGUCUUAUUUUGUCAAUCUGGAUGUACUACUGAUGUUUUUAUUUGUUUAUUUUUAACAGUUAUCCAAUCAAUAUGCUGUCGUUACUUGAUUUUGUUUGUGUAUUUCUUUGAGAAAAAGUGACAUUGUACAAUGUGAUAGAGCUGGACUGAUUUAUUUAUUAGUUUAAAAUCUGUCAUUGAAAGUGUUGCAUAUACUAUUUGUGUCGAGUGAGGAAUGUCGUUUACUGUUCAACAACGAGGCGUCAGGACUGAGUAGUAAUCACUGGAGAACACUGUAACCCAGGUCAUAUUAACAAGCCUGACGUGAAAUCGGUUUGCCUUUCAGCCAGAAAUAACAUGUACUUUGUAGCUUUCCACACAGGAUCAACUCCCUGUUAUUUAUACAGACCGUGUUACGAUAUUUGGGUAGUCAAUACUGUGUUCCCAUUGGGCCUUACUUGAUGUGCCUUUCUUCUUCACUGCUUCCUCAAGUCGAACUGUUUCAAAUCGACAAACACUUUUAAAGUGACACGCAAGCCUGAUGUGAUCAUAUGAGAUUUUGUAAACUCUUGACACAAAUUGCAUUGUUGUCUUCAACACACCUCACCCAUCCAGUCCCAAGUUAGGCUACAACAAAUCAAUAAAGAUUUUUUUCGCAUACUAAAUUGUGCAGAUCUGUAGUUAAAUUACCUAAUUUCAUGAUCCACUGUGUAAAUGUGCUCACCCGUUGUGUACAGGCGGGCCUGAUCGAGGAAAGGUGAUAAAGAAGGGUGAAAGUGAGAUGAGUUUUGGGGCAUCCGGGUAGCGUAGCGGUCUGUUCCGUUGCCUACUAACACGAGAUCGCCGGUUCGAAUCCCCGUGUUACCUUCGGCUUGGUCGGGCGUCCCUACAGACACAAUUUGCUGUGUCUGCUGGUGGGAAGCAGGAUGUGGGUAUGUGUCCUGGUCGCUGCACUAGCGGCUCCUCUGGUUAGUCGGGGGGACUGGGGGGAACAGCGU